Nasonia vitripennis (jewel wasp) is the source of this 2227-nucleotide messenger RNA. It is a transcript of the gene Su(fu), whose product is annotated as suppressor of fused homolog. Lineage: Eukaryota; Metazoa; Arthropoda; Insecta; Hymenoptera; Pteromalidae. Gene Ontology annotation, cellular component: nucleus; cytoplasm. The transcript has 7 exons. The record is from RefSeq and is a predicted model, not a curated record. Gene Ontology annotation, molecular function: transcription factor binding. The coding region runs from base 115 to 1530 and encodes 471 amino acids.
CAGUCAGUCAGCUCCGCGCAGCGGCUUCGUACGAUCGUACACUUACACAUACGCGAGUUUCGAGGUUAGGUCUCGAUCAUUUCUCAAAUACAAUACUUACACAUAGACGGAAUAAUGUACGGCGAGUCGAGGGAAAGGGAGGAAUUUCCCGCGGGCAAUAAUCCUUCAGCUCAGCAGCAGCAGCAGCAGCAGCAGCAGCAACAACAACAGAUUAAUGGUGGUAAUCCCAUGGCCUCGACGGCGGCUCUUGGACUGGAAGCCCUGCACAGCCUCUGCCGCGAAGUCUACCCGGAGCAGCUCAAUCCACUCACAGUCACCGCUGUGGUCAAGUUCUGGUUGGGUGGUCCCGAUCCCCUGGACUACAUCAGCAUGUACGAGAAUCCCGGCAAUCCGGAGCUCGGCGUCCCGCCACACUGGCACUACGUCAGCUUCGGCCUCUCGGAUCUCCACGGCGACAGUCGUCUCCACCCGCGCACGGGACCGGGUCAGCUAAGUGGUUUCGGCUUCGAGCUGACCUUCAGACUGCUCCGCGAACGCGGCGAGAAGACACCGCCAACCUGGCCGGCAAACGUCAUGCAGCAGCUGGCUAAAUACGUCUUCACCUCUAACAACAUGCUGAUGCCGGGAGAUUUCGUGUCCUGGCACUCGCCAUUGGACAAUAGCAGUAACGGUGGUCCUGGAGGCAAUCGUCCCAGUAGGAUCAAUCAGAUAUUGAUGGGACAGGAUCCGCAGUUCCCAGAGAUUGCUCAUACGCCACACGGCGAUGUAUCCUUCGUGCAGAUCGUCGGAGUGACGUCGGAAGAACUGCAGGCUGCGCAGCACUGGAACGGCUUGGGUGUCGUGAAUUUGCUGAAGGCAGCGCGGGGCUGUGGCCCUUGGUUACUUACCGAUAUGCGCAGGACUCAGUCCAUUAUGGAAGAAGAUCCGACCGUUGCCGAAAAAGUUCAGAGCGGUAUCGCGCGCGAGGGUUCCAAUCUCAGUGGCGUUUCUGCCAAGUGCUGGUGGGUGCAGAUGGGCGACAAGAGCACGCAAAAGUACCGCGAACAACGACAAGAAUCGGAUGAAGAGGACGACGGAGAGCUCGAACCUGAAGAAGAGAUAGACAUCAAGCCGAAUAUCAAGUCCGAGAGACUGUCCCCUUGCGAACAGGACGUGAAAAUGUCCGUCGAACAAGACAGCAACGGGCUCAAAACGCUUAUGGGUCUUCACCUUACUUUCAACCUUGAAGCUGGCACCCUCCUGCCUUUAGCGAUAAAAGGCAGAGUUAUGCACGGAAGACACUUCACCUUCAAGUCCAUCCUGUCGCACGCAGCCGUCACGCUGGUGCCGCCUUCGGUAACCGGGACCUUCGCAACCAAAGAGAAGCCUUACGCUGUUCAAGAUCCCUGGCUGCAAGUACUUUUGCCUGACGAAUUGACCGAGAGAAUGGCCCAGGAAUUCCAGGUGCUCAACGCUCCAGAGCAGCUCCAGCUACCAAAAACUUUCACCUGGCCUGAAUACAAGCUCGCCAUUACCAUUGUCAAUGACUGAGUAGCAAAGUAUUGCAAAAUAGCACACACCGUAUUCCGUGACUUUUAUACAGAUAGUAUGAAUUUUUAAACCGAAGAUAUAGAGCGGUUUCACUGGUGGAAUGAUGAUCUUUACUUAAACUUUGCAUGCGACGUGUUUUUAUGUUUUUUUUUUACUAUAUUGACUCAAUUUUCCUUUUACUCAAGGAAGGAUUGUAGGAAGUAAUUAAUUGUAUUAGCAAUUUUGCAUUGAGUCCGCGGUGUGUGCCUUAAAAAGAGAAAUAUAUCAAUCUAUCUAUCCAUCCAUCUACGAAUGCUCUUUUAAGUAAAGAUAAUUUCCGCCAGUGCGAAAUGAAAGUAUUACUAAAGUGGCCUUAUCGCGAAUGAAUUCGGCCUUUUGUAAUUUAAUUUAUUACUACUCUAUUGUAUCUCACACGUACUAUUUUUACUCUACUUGAUCAACGAUCAUAGACAAGACUUAUUUAUAUGAAGAAUAUCGAACCUUUUUUACAUGAAAUGUUCUCAAAUAUUAACCACAACUGUAGAAGCAUCAUAUUUUGUACUGAAAUUUUAAAGGUUUGUAAUUAUACGUAUUGUUAAUGACAUACUCUGCGCUAGAACAAAGUAUUUAACGAUGUAUAUAGGAUACGAUUUUAUAUUAUACACUGGGCGAAAUCUAUUGAAGAAGCGUUAGAUAAUAAAGCCUUGUAUAUAGCGUA